GCCACAUUGACCUCACCAGCUCACACCAGAAAGCUCUCUUACAAACACCCGCAUACAACCAGAAUGGCUGACGAACUGCUGGAGAAUGUGCGCGAUGCCCUGGAAGGUCAGAUCGACUUUGAGGGUCAACGGUUGGCUGAACUUCUAACCACAGCCCUACUGGCUAUAUCUGGGAUUAUCGCCUUUCUCUACGGGUAUAUCGCCCAGGACAUCGCUUCAACACUGUACAUCGGACUCGGCGGAGCUGCCCUCACCUUCCUCGCUGUCGUUCCACCAUGGCCCCUAUACAACAAACAUCCUAUCGCAUGGUUGCCGAGACAGAGCGGUGGUACCUCGGGGAUCAACAUACAAGUAAAUGGCAAGAAAGUGAACUGAGAGAAAUUGGGAGCACGGCUAUUUAAGACGAUACUUUGGUUCAAGAGCAGCGUAAAAUACGCUGAAGUACUAUUUGCACAUCUCCUCUGUUGUGUUGGUGGCAUCUUGUGGUGCUCCAUGAUGUCCUUGUCACCCGCCAUACCGCCAUACCGCCAUACCGCCAUUCCACUUGCCUGUUUAACGCCAUAAAGCCAUGCAUGAGCUUCAGUCGACCAUGUCAGGCUCAACAGUCGGACAGCUCCCAGAGUCCGUUGUUGGCUUCAGUAUCAUGGUCGUAACCAUAUCCAGACCCAGAUUCUCUACCUUCCGUAUUUUUGAAACUCCCAGUCUCUGUUAUCCAGCGGACAUACUUGACGGGUCUUAAGCCAACGUGAGAUGCAAUGGAAGUGGAACGCG
This is a messenger RNA of Pseudovirgaria hyperparasitica, 771 nucleotides long. RefSeq names its product microsomal signal peptidase-like protein 12 kDa subunit. NCBI's taxonomy places the organism in Eukaryota, Fungi, Ascomycota, Dothideomycetes, Acrospermales, Acrospermaceae. Gene Ontology annotation, biological process: protein targeting to ER. Bases 64 to 375 code for a protein of 103 amino acids. The transcript has 3 exons. The record is from RefSeq and is a predicted model, not a curated record. Gene Ontology annotation, cellular component: signal peptidase complex; endoplasmic reticulum membrane.